This is a messenger RNA of Yamadazyma tenuis ATCC 10573, 1161 nucleotides long. It is a transcript of the gene FTR1, whose product is annotated as high-affinity iron permease. Gene Ontology annotation, biological process: iron ion transmembrane transport. The record is from RefSeq and is a predicted model, not a curated record. Gene Ontology annotation, cellular component: high-affinity iron permease complex; plasma membrane. NCBI's taxonomy places the organism in Eukaryota, Fungi, Ascomycota, Pichiomycetes, Serinales, Debaryomycetaceae. Gene Ontology annotation, molecular function: ferrous iron transmembrane transporter activity.
AUGGUAAACGUAUUUAACGUUCAGAUUUUCUUCAUUGUUUUCCGUGAAGCCUUGGAAGCAAUUGUGGUGGUAUCCGUCUUGUUGGCGUUCUUGAAACAAGGUUUGGGUGGAGUCCACGAUGACCCUGUCGUCUACAAGAAGCUAAGGCUUCAAGUAUGGCUAGGGUCGAUUAUAGGGGUAGUAAUCUGUUUAAUUAUCGGUGCUGGAUUUAUUGGUGCUUUCUACUCGUUACAUAAGGAUAUCUGGACGAGCUCGGAAGAUUUAUGGGAAGGUGUUUUCUGUAUCAUUGCCACCGUGAUCAUCUCGUUGAUGGGAAUUGCCAUGUUGAGAAUCAACAAGAUGAAGGAAAAGUGGAGAGUAAAGAUUGCCCAAGCUCUCUUGGCAAAGCCUAAGAAGGGUUCUUGGUUUAGACUUGGUUACUACUCCAGGAAAUACGUUAUGUUCAUCUUACCUUUUGUCACCUGUUUGAGAGAAGGUUUGGAAGCUGUCGUUUUCGUGGGUGGGGUUAGUUUAAACAGUCCUGCCACCGCUUUCCCAAUUCCAGUCAUUGCCGGUUUGAUUGCCGGUAUCGCCGUGGGUUUUGCUUUGUACUACUUUGGUUCCACCUUUUCGUUGCAAAUCUUUUUGAUUUUCUCCACCUGUAUCUUGUACUUGAUUUCCGCUGGAUUGUUUUCCAGAGGUAUUUGGUAUUUUGAGACCUACGUCUUCAACAAGAAGACUGGUGGUGAUGCUUCCGAAAAUGGUGCGGGUCCUGGUACUUACGACAUCACCAAGUCGGUCUGGCACGUCAACUGUUGCAACCCUGAAAAAGAUCACGGUUGGGAUGUCUUCAAUGCCUUGUUGGGAUGGCAAAACUCUGCUACCUAUGGUUCUGUCAUUUCUUACAACAUCUAUUGGUUACUGCUUAUUGUCGUCAUCUCAUUGAUGUUGUUCCAAGAAAAGACCGGCCACUUGCCAUUCACCAAGAAUUUGACUUUGAGACAAUUGAACCCAAUGUACCACAUUAAGGGUAAGAAGAAACUUGAAUUAACCAAGGAAGAACAAGAUGAAUUAUUCGAGAGAGUCAGGAACGAAAAGUUGACAGUAGGUGCCGAUUCUGAUUCCGUUCAAGAAAAGGUUGAAAAGACUGAAGCAACUGCUGUGACCACUGCUUCUAAUUAA